ACAGAGCAGAGACCAAUAAGUCGGCUGGUGGAAGAGCUGCUCUCACUUUCACUUCCUCGUAAGGUUGUUAGACAGCAAUACUUCCUCGUUAUAGUCUGACAGGUUAGCAGUGUGCUGUCGGUGUGACAGUCAUGAAGGACGGUACCGAAGCCGGAGAACAGGAGGCUGUUAGCCGCCAGGACGUCUAUGAGGACUACCUGAACUAUUACCUUGAGCUGGGUGCGGAGAUUCGGCCGUGCCGCGACGCCCGGCUGCUGGAGAAGGCGGCUCAGUAUCUGCUGAGGGGCGCUGAGCCUUCAGGGACUUUUACAGUGUUCCCAUUUUACCAGGCUGUAACAGAAGUGACAGAAGGUUGUGACACUCUGAGCAUAGACUGCAGGAAACACUUGUCUGCUUUUAUCAAGGCCACCGAACUGCUGGAAACUCUCUGCCUCAAUUUAUUUCUUCAACCCUGGAAAAAGGAAAUCAAGACACUCAAGACAUUUACAGGUCCUUUUGUUUACUGUCUGCUGCCAGUCCUCAGCAGGUCUACCAUUCAGUCAAUCCUAACAUCUAUCGGCUACCUACCCCAUACUAAGGCCCCACAAAGUGAGUUCAGGCUCAGUGAGGAUGCAAACACAGACAGAGCUAUACUGGUGGGCUUUGAGCUGCUGCUGGCCAGGGUGGAAUGUUACCACCUCCUGGAACUUCUGGAGAAGGAUCAACUGGGACCACAAGAGUGUCUGGAGGUUCUUCAAAGGAGAGUGCAGCCUACAAAACUAAUGGAACAGAUUGGAAAAAAGACAAUAAAAGGAGAGAAGGAAGACGAGGAGCAGGAGAGAAAGAAGGAAGAGGUACCUCUCUAUUUAGACACCAGACUUGCAGCGAACCCCAAUCCCAAGCUUCAGUGCUGCCACCUCAACAGUGUAGACCAGUCCAUUAUGGAGAUGCAGAAGACCUACCCUGACCUAGCUUUUAGGGGCCGCCCUCUGCUAACAGAGGAACCUCAGAAAGCACCAAACAGCAAGGCUGUGCAUGCUGCUGAGCUCCCCAAGAAACACUGUAUAAAAGGCCCCAAAGCUGCUGCUAAAACUAUCAUUGGUAGAAAUGAUGGCAGUAAAGCUGAUGAGGUGCUUGGUGACAGCGGCGAUAGCAGUGGUUGUAAUGACAAGAACAGUGGAGGAACCACUGCUCCAGGAGACGCCGUUAGCAACAGUAACAGUAGCACUGAUGGAAGAGUUGACAACGAGCUCGGGAGACCUCAGGCUGUUUCACUGAAAAUCACACUGAGGACUGGACCCAGAGCAGAGCAGAGUCCGAAACCGAAGCCCACAGUAGAGCCUUCUGUCUGUACACAGCAACAAGCCGAUGGACAACAUAAAAGACUGGCCACAACAGAUGUGCCCCCCCUAAACUCAAUGGAUGAGGAGCAGGAGCUGAGAGAGCUGGCAGACAGGAUGGGACAACUCUGUGUGCAGGAGAACAAAGACGAGGUGAAGAUAAAAGGAGAGGACAACACAAAUCAUGAAAGGAGGAAAAAAGAGAGAAAAUCAAGUACAGAGAGAAGCAGAGAAGCAACAUCUGAGGAAACAAGUGAUGGCGACAGGUCCAGCACUAAGCUGUGAUGCCAAUAGAUGCAGAUCCUCUCUGUCUGAUCCGGCUGUGAUGAAAGAGCAGAAACAGCCCACGGAGCAUCACACCUCACUGCUGACUGACAGCACAGUAGUCUGUCUGAACUGUGCAGGAAAUAGCAGCAUAGGUCAACAGGAAGGAGAUGUUCCUUAAAGAGAGGAAACAGGCUGAGGAGAAGAUGAGAGAUAAUAUAGUACAGCACAAUAGCUGAAUGUGAGAAAUAAUACGUGACAACUGAAAAGAACUGAGCACUUGCAAAACCAAAACAAGCUGCUGUCUGUAAGCCAAGAUUAAACUGUACAGAUUUGAAAGAGCACAGCAAGAUUGUAAUGUGCAAUCCUAUUUGUGCAUACUGAGUUUGAAUCUACUGUUUAUAUACUGACAGACUUCAACAGAAUUCACCAACAGUUGUCUUCAAACCUCCUGGUAUUCAUACUCUGGAGAGUUUGCACAGUAUUCCAGGAUGGUUAAACCAACUGCUAGUCCUGCAGUCUGUCUGGAUAAAUGAUCUGUGUAACCAGAUACAGUGUGUAGUUUCUUAAUUAGCUGAAAAUACUGUCAAUGUUGGAAUUUGUUAUGGUGUAACUGCAAGAACAGACUGCUCUUCGGACACUUUCCCACAGUUUAGUGACCCUUAACAUUUCAUACUCUGUCGUUCUUUAAUAUUUGUCAGAAAUUUACUAAACUCAGAAUUACAAGGAGUCUGAUGUAAAUGGGUCUGCCCACUUGGCUUCUUGUAACAAUAUGAUGUGAAUAUGGCAUUCAUUUUCAAUGUUACAGGCCUUUAACCUUAAGUUUAUUGUAUAAUGUUGCUAGUUUAUUUAUAGGAGAUGGAGCAUAUCAUUCACAGUUGCAGAUAUAGAUUCAAAAGAUACAAUUUUUUUUCUCGACUGACCAUUAUUGGAGACAGACAUGCUCAUUUUAGUCUUCAAAUUUGUUUAGUCUGUGUAUUAAACACCUGUCAGUUACGUGUUAGUAUAGCAGACUCCACCUCUGCCAUUUAAAUUGUUGUGGUUUAGAUUUGAAUCUGAUUAAGCCUUAAAAUUCUUUGAAGCAAUUGAUUAAACCAGUGAAACAAUAUCUUAUGUCUCUUCAGAAAGGGCUCGCAAAGCCAGACUAAGGUCUCUCUAACAAGGUACGACUUCACUUCCAGGUUAUAUCCAACUGAGUUUGGUACACUUUCAGCUUGAAUUUUCAAAGAAAAUAAGUUUGUAUAGAUCCAUUAUCAAUAUUGCAAAUUGAGUCCAGAUACAUAAAUAUGAUGUUUGGUUUCUGUUGUCCGAGGAAUCAUGGAAAUUCUAUGAAAAUUGUUGAUCAUUGCUUUACCAAUACAAUGCACUUUCUGUAAUGUAACCCAGCGAAACAUUUCUAAUGAAUCAGUAUAUAAUGCUGUCUUAACAAAAAAACCCAACAAUAUAUUUGAAUAAAGCCAAACAUGACUGCCUCCCUGCUGGUAUUCAUAUCCACACAUUACUAUUAGUAGUAAUUCUACAGAGUCAGUCACUUCUGAAUAUAUUUGAUUGCCUGCAGACUUGAAUGUCCCAUUUACUGAUUUGAUUUUUUUAGUUUAGAUAAGCAGUGGGUUACAUGAAGGAACGUGUACAUCGCAUGUAUGUGCAUGCACUGCCCAUUUCAAAUACUCCCAAUAUUUAAAUCCAGGCUUUGACUAGGUCAUUCAUUUUGAUUAUUUAUGCUUUUUGAGUUAUUUUGUAGUGGAUUUGCUAGUGUGCUUACUCCUGUUAAAAUGUCCACUUUCAAUUAAACGUCCACAGUAAGUUGUGAAUUCACAAACUACAGAAAUCCAAUAUGAAGACAAAGCAUGAAUGGAUCAGUUCUACACAUCACACACAUUGGAUGUGUCCUCCGUGUUGUCGCUGGGUGAAAAUGAGAUCUGAAUGUGAGGGCAGCUUCUGUAAUCACAUGAAUACUUUUUAAAUGAAAUUUUCAAAAACAAUUACUCGCGAUGCUUCUGGCCCAAUCCUGAAGUGAGGUGUGCUCUGCUACUUAAGACGUUGAACAGUUUCUGACCAAAAAAAGAGCAAAAAAUUCUUCAGACGUUAGAAAUACAGAAUUUAUUGAUUAUUGUGGACAAACAAGUCAGAGUAAUGUUUCUUUUAACAAAAUGUUUAAGAGAAAAACAAGUAAACCCUUUAUUGGGUUCCAAAAUCAGUUAAAUCAAGUUAUAGCAGAUAUACAUGUAUUCUCUAUCUAAAGUAGUCCCAAGGUUCAUAGGAAACUAGGACCAGCAAAUGGAAGUUAGCCCUGUGCUAAAUGUUCCUUAUUUACUGCAAACUUGUGAGAUUGUACUUCAUUAAUAUGUACUGUCCCAUCCAUAUAAAUAAAUGAAAAUUAGUAAACACAGUUUAUUACAUUAAAUAGUGACAAAACAAAUCCAUUAGAAAGCAACAACUGAACAAAUAACUGUAGACAAUGUCAAAUGAGUCAGUGUGACUGCUUAAGAAGCUCUAAGCACAAUUCUUAAACACUUGGAGUUCUUUGUUUCAGUAACUCUCUAAUGUAAUAAUAAAAAAACCUCAUGGUUUAUAUGAAGCAGAGACUCAGUGGAAUGUCUCACCUGGUCUGAAGUUAGUUCUGGUUCCAUGUUGGAGGUUAGAAUAAAUAAAUAUACAUUUUGGUAAAACUAUUAAGUCAUUAAAAGCUGUUAAUGAUGAAGUUUUCCCCUAAUAAACACAUAUGAACUGAGUUUUGCUUGGGCACAAAGCCAAAAAGCUAAAAAUACAAUCAGUGUAACAGAUUUAUUCACAUCUUCAUGAUCUUGUCUUGAACAAGCGAUGUCCUUCAGAGUGUGCCUAACUCUAUAUUUGAGCAUCAACGGUAUGCUAGGAUCUUAUCGCGAUUUUCUUCGUAGUGGUGCAGCAUAUCCUCGAGGUCAUGGUCAGCGGGAAUCACC
Molecule: messenger RNA, 4522 nt
Organism: Acanthochromis polyacanthus (spiny chromis)
Lineage: Eukaryota; Metazoa; Chordata; Actinopteri; Pomacentridae
Exons: 6
Coding region: 132-1604 (490 amino acids)
Cellular component (GO): cytoplasm
Source: RefSeq, a predicted model, not a curated record